AUGGUAAUAUGUGUUUGUGACGGAAAAUUGGGUGCUGCUGGAGGAGUUGGUGUUUCUCCCGUACAAAUUGGCAAGAUCCGUGGUGCCACUGUUAUAGCCGUUGCUAGAGGGAGUGAGAAGGUGCGGUUCUUCAAGUCAUUGGGCGUUGAUCAUGUAGUUGACUUGAGCAACGAGGAUAUGACUCAAAGCGUGAAGGGGUUUCUCACGGCUAGAAAGCUCAAAGGGGUGGAUGUUUUGUACGAUCCAGUGGGAGGGAAGCUCACGAAAGACUCGUUGAAGUUACUUAACUGGGGAGAGCAGAUCCUAAUCAUAGGGUUCGCAAGUGGGGAAGUGCCGGCCCAGCAAAUAUCGCUCUUGUUAAGAACUGGACAGUUCAUGAACUGUACUGGGGGAGCCAUAGGAUACAUCGACCGCGUGUUCUCGAAGAUUCACUCAAGGAACUGCUGUCUUGGCUGGCUGAUGGCUUACUGA
Salvia splendens (bonfire salvia) is the source of this 471-nucleotide messenger RNA. RefSeq names its product probable quinone oxidoreductase. The transcript has 3 exons. Bases 1 to 471 code for a protein of 156 amino acids. Lineage: Eukaryota; Viridiplantae; Streptophyta; Magnoliopsida; Lamiales; Lamiaceae. Gene Ontology annotation, molecular function: oxidoreductase activity. The record is from RefSeq and is a predicted model, not a curated record.